CUAAAGCUUUGAACUUCAAAACCCCAUCUAUCAAUCUGUUUGUCAUUUACCAAACUUCAUUUCUUCUCCAAAGGUGACUUUCAAAAUGGGUUUGGUUCAGUUUUGCAUGUUGUUGAGUGUGUUGAUAAUGGCAGCCAAUCUGGGGGCGCUUUUCGUUGAGGCACGCCAACACCCUGCAGGGAUAUCAAAACAGGCUCAAGAGCAAACUGGAAGAGCCACAGAAAGUGGGAAUUAUCUGAAUGAAGGAGAGAUGAUGGAGCAGUUAAGCAAGGCCAAAAUGGAGUUUGGUCAGAUGAAGACUUUGUCACCUUUUCCUAAUAUUCCUGGCGUUCCAAUUCCACAGAUACCAUUUGGGCCUCAAACUCCUGGUGUUCCAAUUCCACAGAUACCAUUUACACCCCAAAUUCCUGGUUUCCCAAUUCCACAAAUCCCAUUUGCACCCCAAAUUCCUAGUGUUCCAAUUCCACAGUUACCAUUUGCACCUCCAUUUGGAAUUCCUAAAAUACCUUCAGUCCCACCACUUCCUGACUUUCCAGUCCCUCCUAUCAACAUUCCCAAUAUCCCUUUCCUUUCACCUCCUCCUGCAUAAGUUUCUAAGUUAAACUAUAUACGCUUUAUUAUGUACUUUGGAAGUUUCAGCAAUAAGUAUGUUAAAAGUUCCUAUGUAUUUCCUUGUUAAGGGAACUUAAUAUGACGAUAAUUUGCUAGUAAAGUUAAA
Messenger RNA from Prunus persica (peach), 718 nucleotides. RefSeq names its product vegetative cell wall protein gp1. The record is from RefSeq and is a predicted model, not a curated record. The transcript has a single exon. Bases 86 to 589 code for a protein of 167 amino acids. Lineage: Eukaryota; Viridiplantae; Streptophyta; Magnoliopsida; Rosales; Rosaceae.